Molecule: messenger RNA, 1368 nt
Organism: Prosopis cineraria
Lineage: Eukaryota; Viridiplantae; Streptophyta; Magnoliopsida; Fabales; Fabaceae
Product: isoliquiritigenin 2'-O-methyltransferase-like
Exons: 4
Coding region: 127-1230 (367 amino acids)
Biological process (GO): methylation
Molecular function (GO): O-methyltransferase activity; S-adenosylmethionine-dependent methyltransferase activity; protein dimerization activity
Source: RefSeq, a predicted model, not a curated record
UUUGAAUCAGACCACAGGGUCAAAAAUGUAAUUAUACAGCGAGGCUCAUGUUUGAAAAAAUUUUCAAUACAAAAGCAGGAGAAAUAGAGAGAUCGAUCGAGAAAGACAACAAUCAAACUACGAUAGAUGGAUUUGCUAGAUUCCAAAGAGAAACAGGAUGACGAGAUUCCAAAGACUGUGAACGAAGAAGAAGAAGAUUUGUCUGUGCUUUCAGCCUUUCUUCUUCGUAGCAGCCAGAUCUUCUCGGCAGCUCUGAACGCGGCCAUAGAACUGAACUUGUUCGACAUCAUCGCCGAGGAAGGAGGAGGAAGACGCGUGUCAGCUUCUGAGGUGGCUUCUCGGCUUCCAAGUUCAUCUCAACACAGAGACUUGGCUCUCAGAAUCGAUCGGCUCUUGAGGCUUCUCGCGAGUCACUCCCUUCUGAGUUGUUCGGUUCGUGAGAACGAAGACGGUGACACUGAGAGAGUUUAUGCAAUUUCUUCCAUUGGCAAGCACCUUGUGAGUGGAUCCUUGGGAUUCGUACCAAUCUUCUCUCAUCCUGCACUCAUGCAAGCUUGGGUCAACUUUAAGGAUGCAAUAAUAGACGAAGACAAUGACUUGUUCAAGAAAAUUCAUGGAAUGCCAAUGUACCAAUACGCAAAGACAGAUCCAACAUGGAACAAAACUUUCAACAAAGCAAUGGCCAACGUUUGCAAUAUAGAGAUGAGAAGGAUAUUGGAAAUAUACAAAGGAUUUGAGGGAAUAUCAACACUUGUUGAUGUUGGAGGUGGAACUGGUCAAAACCUUAAAAUGAUUGUCUCUAAGUAUCCUUCAAUUAAGGGCAUCAAUUUUGAUCUGCCCCAAGUCAUUCAAAAUGCACCAUCCCUUCAAGGGAUUGAGCAUGUUGGGGGAGAUAUGUUUGAAAGUGUUCCAAAAGGUGAUGCCAUAAUAUUAAAGGCGGUAUGUCACAAUUGGUCAGAUGAAAAUAGCAUAAAAGUGUUGAAGAAAUGUCAUGAAGCAUUACCAGAAAAAGGGAAGGUGAUAGUGGUGGAGUUUAUAAUGCCAGAAGCAAUUAGGGAAACAGAAGAAGCCAAGUAUGUAUCAAUCUUGGACACUCUCAUGUUCCUUCAUGAUGGAAGAGAAAGAACUGAAAAAGAGUUUCAGUCUCUUUGCUUACGUUCUGGAUUUUCAAGCUUCAGUGUUGCUUCUCGUGCUUUCUCUGUCCUAGGAGUCAUGGAAUUUUGCAAAUAAACGUUAACUAGAUCUGGUGCCCAUCCUCUGUAUGUGCAAAACAUGAUACUAGAUGUCAUGUUAAGGGAUCACUUUCAAAUAAUGAUUCAAACAUUUAUGAGUAUAAAAAUUUUAGUUACAACUUAUGAGACCUAAUCA